AUGAGAGAUAUCCUGAAGGGAAAGGGAAGGUGGCAAGCAUGUUUACUGAAGUGCAAGUCUGAUGGAUCCAUGACUGAUGUUGUUGGCGAGAUCUAUGAGGCAAGUUUCAAGGAGAAUUUCGCGCCCUUGGCUUACUACAAAGGGUAUCUGGAUUACGUCUCCGGCAAAACUGGCGUGGUGGAACAGAAGAUGGAGUGGAGGGCCGCGUAUUAA
Colletotrichum costaricense is the source of this 213-nucleotide messenger RNA. RefSeq lists its product as uncharacterized. Bases 1 to 213 code for a protein of 70 amino acids. Lineage: Eukaryota; Fungi; Ascomycota; Sordariomycetes; Glomerellales; Glomerellaceae. The transcript is spliced from 2 exons. The record is from RefSeq and is a predicted model, not a curated record.